CCCUGCGAUACACCACCAUGGCGCACCAACAACUUUCUUCGCAACCCGCCAUCGUAGGUACCGAUGAACAUGACCAGGAGCCCAUUGAUGAACUAAUUGCUUCGCUUCCCAUAACCAAAGGCUUGGUUCAUCCGGCCCAUCGCCUUUACCAAAACUUUUGGUGCCCGAUCACCGUGCUUCCCAACGUGAUCGCCUUCCGACAGCACUUCAAAGCAAAAGACAAGGACAUUGUCCUAGUCUCUCAGCCCAAAUCGGGAACCACCUGGCUAAAGGCCUUAGCGUUCUCCAUCAUUAAUCGCUCCCACUUCAACAUCUCCAACACGCCUUUGCUCACUUCUAACCCCCAUGAAGCCGUUCCUUUCAUCGAGCUUAAGCUGUGGCCCGACCUUGAUGGCCUAGCAGACCCGAGGCUCUUUGCGACACACAUCCCUUACCCAUCCUUGCCGGAGAGCGUCAAGCAGUCGGAUUGCUAAAUCAUUUACAUCUGUCGAAACCCAUUGGACACCGUGGUUUCCUCUUGGCACUUCUUGCUUGAGAUGGCGCGGUCAGAGGACCAGCCAGAUUGGUCCUUGAAAGAGCACUUCGAGACCUUUUGCCAAGGGCAAGUCUUGUUCGGGCCCUUUUGGGAUCACAUCACGGGUUACUGGAAAGAGAGCUUGGAGAGGCCACGCAAGGUGUUCUUCCUCAAGUAUGAGGACUUGAAGGAAGAUGUCGAAGGACAGCUGAAGAAGGUGGCCGAGUUUGUGGGGCUUCCCUUCACCGAGGAGGAAGAAGAGGGAGGUGUGAUAGAAGAGAUAGCUAACUUGUGUAGCUUGAAGACCCUGAAGGACCUGGAGGUCAAUAAAUCCGGCAAAUUACUGGGCGGAAUCAUUGAGAAGAGAAGCUUUUUUAGGAAAGGGGAGGUGGGUGAUUGGGUCAACCAUCUCACUCCUUCCAUGGUGGAUCGCCUCAAUAGCAUCAUCCAAGAAAAGAUGAGGCCCUUCGGGUUGGAAUUCAAAAUGUGUUGAGCGUUAAAUCCAUUCACUUUCUCCAUGUGUGUCAUUAGAAAUAAGUGAAAUUAAUAAUGGAAGGAUCCACAGUCCUCCUUAUUGGUGCAAUGCAGAGAACUCAAGAAUCCUCGACUUCUCUGAUAUUGUAAACUACUACUAUCCUAUGCUAGUCACAUGUGUUGUCUACGUGUUUAGUCAA
Molecule: messenger RNA, 1188 nt
Organism: Eucalyptus grandis
Lineage: Eukaryota; Viridiplantae; Streptophyta; Magnoliopsida; Myrtales; Myrtaceae
Product: cytosolic sulfotransferase 15
Exons: 1
Coding region: 18-473 (151 amino acids)
Biological process (GO): sulfation
Cellular component (GO): cytoplasm
Molecular function (GO): sulfotransferase activity
Source: RefSeq, a predicted model, not a curated record